AUGCACUUUCUCGCUAAAGCAAUGGGUCUUGCCUCGCUGGCGGUUCUGAUGGUGAAGGCGUCGCCUCUGCAAAAGCGAGACUUUGGCCCUGUGACAAUCUACACGCCUCCGAGCAACUACACAAGCGAUCGAUCGCUCUAUGCGCGAUCCCUCAUGCUGACCGUUAAUGAUAACUCGGGCACUCUCCUUAGUACCUGGGAGAAUUACUCUGGAGGCAAGACUUGGUUCCCCAUCUAUCGCUCCACCGAUCACGGCUACACUUGGGCGCCCUUCUCGACGGUGACGGACCAGGUGAAUGGUUGGGGUCUGCGGUACCAGCCUUUCCUAUACGAGCUGAAGCAAAGCUUCGCGGGUUAUCCGCCCGGUUCUAUUCUGCUUGCUGGCAACUCGAUUCCUGAAGACCUUUCCAGGACACAGCUGGAUCUCUAUAUUAGCACAGACAAGGGCAAAACCUGGAAGUUCCUCUCGCACAUUGCUGCUGGUGGCAAGGCCGUGCCCAACAACGGCGAGACUCCGGUUUGGGAGCCGUUCUUGCUGGUUAACAACGGCCAGCUGAUCUGCUAUUACUCGGAUCAACGCGAUCCCAAGUAUGGCCAGAAGCUGGUGCACCAGACCACCACCGAUCUCAAGACCUGGGGUGCCGUGGUCGACGAUGUGACCGAGCCGGCCUACUCUGCGCGUCCAGGUAUGCCCGUGGUAGCGGAAAUGGGGAAUGGCAAUUACAUCAUGACAUUCGAGUACGGAGGUGCACCAGAAGGCGACUUUUCGGUGUAUUACAAGAUCUCGCACGACCCUUUCAGCUGGGCAGACAAGCCGCAGCAGGUGCUCAAAGCCACAGACGGAACCGUUCCUCGAUCCAGCCCUUACGUCAUGUGGACGCCCAUAGGCUCGAGGUCGGGCUCCACGGCAAACGGCACCGUCGUGGUCAGCGCUUACACGGAUACGGGCCUCUACCUCAACCGCGCCAACGGAGCCGCCAACGCAUGGACUCGUCUCUCGGUUUCCAACGCUCCCGCCGCCUAUUCUCGUUCAGUCACCAUGGGCUUCAACCCGAAAGACAUCGUGAUCCUUGGCGGCGGAAGUCUCGGUCAGGGCUCGACUAACCACGUCACGUUCAGCGCUCGAGACGUGAAUGGGUGCAGCACUUGCUGA
Molecule: messenger RNA, 1152 nt
Organism: Sporisorium graminicola
Lineage: Eukaryota; Fungi; Basidiomycota; Ustilaginomycetes; Ustilaginales; Ustilaginaceae
Exons: 3
Coding region: 1-1152 (383 amino acids)
Source: RefSeq, a predicted model, not a curated record